Messenger RNA from Drosophila kikkawai, 2270 nucleotides. RefSeq names its product zinc finger protein ZFP2. Gene Ontology annotation, cellular component: nucleus. Gene Ontology annotation, molecular function: zinc ion binding. Lineage: Eukaryota; Metazoa; Arthropoda; Insecta; Diptera; Drosophilidae. The record is from RefSeq and is a predicted model, not a curated record.
AUUAUUCAGUAAUAUCCGCCAUCCAAACUGCGGUCAUAUUGCUUGUUUUUUUAAUUGUUUUAUUUUGUUUUCGGAGCGAUUGUGUCGCGAAAUGGACAUCGAUAAGAUCUGCCUGACCUGCCUCAGCUCGACGGGCCCGUUUCUGUCCAUUUAUGACAACGGAACGGGUAGCUGCCUGGCCGACAUGCUCAGGCAAUUCACAAAAACUACGCCGCGUCGCAACGAUAAUCUGCCCGAGAAGGUGUGUCUGGGCUGUUUGAGUGAAAUAAACCACUGCUACACGUUCAAGAUCAUGUGUGAGAAUUCCAGUCGAACUCUGCGCCAAUUGCUGCCGAAUGCCCUUCCCGAGGAGUCCGAGUCGGACAAGGCGUCAAAUAAACAGCCGGUGUCCACCAUAGAUCAGGCUGUGCAGACGCCCAAUUGGGAGCCCAGCCGUUGCACGGUGUCCGCCCAAACGGAGGAAGUGGUCAUAGAGGACAGCAGCCUGUGUAAGCGGAGGAUUUCAUUGCACUUGGACGACGGAGAUGGGGAUGGUGAAGGAGAGGUAUUCGACUACGAGCUGACCGAUGAGCCCAUGGAAAAGGCGACCAGCAUAAUCCUACAAGUACAGCAAAGCAUGAAAGUAGAAAAGGAGGCCGUCUUCUCGCAGGCCAAUGUCCUUUACGAGGGCGAUGACAACGAUUUGGAACGGCAGAUAAGGGAGUGCAAUCUGGCCAUUUUUGACAGUGUCGAGAACGAGGCUGCAGUUGUCCAGGUGCCAAGUGAACAGGUGAGCACAAGAAAAAGAGCAGCUAAACUUCUUGUGCAGCAGCAACAGCAUGAAGAGAAGGGGGAGCAAUUUAUUAAACAGGAAGCUCAGCCGGAAAAGAAAACCUCUCGUCGGAGGGCAGCUGAGAAACAGGAGCUGCACACCAUGUCGUCGGCGUCGUCUUCGUCGACUUCCCCCUCGAAGCAGCUGCGAAUGGGAAACAGCCACAGACCUGUCAACUCAGCAGCCACCUCGUCCUCGGCGGUCGAGGGAACAAGCCCAGCAGCGCCAGGAGCUGCCUUGGUAGCAGAGCUGAAAUACCACUGUGAUCGCUGUAAUGCUGGCUUUGCAUUGGAGAAAUCUCUAAUUAUUCACAAGAGGCAGAACAGCUGCACGAACCGCAAUUUUAAGUGCGAUGAGUGCGAACGGGUCUUUGUGUCGCCAGAUCACCUGGCCGAGCACCGGGCCAAUCAUGGCGCUCACAACUGCCCGGAAUGUGGGUUAAAGUGCGAGUCCAAGGAGCAGCUGGGCAAGCACAUGGUGCAGGGCCACAAGCGGAAUCUACGCAACCAAUGCAACGUUUGCCAAAAAGUCUUUACCAUGCUGUCAACUCUGCGUGACCACAUGCGAAUCCACACCGGCGAGAAGCCAUUUGUGUGCAAUAUCUGCGGCAAGAGCUUCACACAGAAUGCCAAUCUGCGCCAGCACAAGCUACGCCACUCGGAGACAAAGAGCUUCAAGUGCGAGCUUUGUCCACACUCGUUCGUUACCAAGGCGGAGCUGGCCUCGCACGCCCGCACCCACACAGGGGACAAGCCCUUCGAGUGCGAGGUGUGCUCGGCCAGGUUCACCACCAGUUGCUCGCUGGCCAAGCACAAGCGCAAGCACACCGGAGAGCGGCCCUACGCCUGCGAUCUGUGCCCGAUGAGGUUCACAGCCCUAAAUGUGCUCAAGAACCACCGAAGAACGCAUACGGGCGAGCGUCCAUAUGUGUGCCCAUUCUGCUCGAAGACCUUUACGCAGCGCGGCGACUGCCAGAUGCAUCAGAGGACACAUCAGGGCGACCGAAUCUACAUUUGUCCAGUGUGUAACGAAGAGUUUAAGUCAAUGCCGGAGAUGCGGACGCAUCUCUCCGGACACGAGCAGCACGACAAGCGCCUGGUGCACUUUACCCUGAUUAGCAACAAGGAGAAUGGUAGCGGUGCCCUCGAGGAUGACCUCAACGAGAUGGCCGAGUCGACGCUGAUGAUAUAAGCGUUUAACCAGUGAUAUUUUUAAGUGCACAAAUUACGAUUUAGUUCUCCCUGAAAAAAAAGGGGAUGCAUCCCACCUCAACGGUGUGUCUAUCCUUGCUGCACCCCACACACACACGCACACACACAUUAUUCGACUGCUGUUCGUUUCCACUUGUCCACUUCUCCCCAGCGGGAAUACAAUUUAUGUCGAAAACUCACAACUUUAGAACAUCUUUAGUCUUAACUUAGUGGCUAGGUUGUAGAUACAAAUAAAAGCUUAAAUGGUA